AUGAAUCAAAAGAAUUUGGCUGAAGUAGAACUGAUCGUAACGCACCAGUGCCCAUAUGUAGCUAGGUAUGUUGUCGUGUACAACUACAGAGGCUAUCCAAAGCGACACGAGUGGUAUGAUGACUUUGCUGUACUAGAGCUUUGUGAGGUACAAGUGUUUGGGUGUCCUAUACAGAAACAUGGCUAUGGAAACUGCAACAAAAACUGCUCGCAUAACUGUUAUGGGGGCAACUGUAACGGAGUAACUGGUUCCUGCUUUUACUGUCUUCCUGGAAAGUGGGGUGAUGUCUGUGAUCAAGAUUGUCCUACCACCUGCAAAACCAAUACCUGUAUACCCAAUAAUGGAUCAUGUACAGAAUGUAAACCAGGAAGGCAUGGAGAUGUAUGUGACAAAUAUUGUCCUGUCACCUGUAAUGGAACCUGUGAUAAAGUCUCCAGCUAUUGUAGAGAUUGCGUCUUUGGACAAUGGGGUGACAAAUGUGAUCAGGAAUGUGCUUUGAAAUGUAAAGGCUGCAUUCAAACCAAUGGAUCAUGUAUAGACUGCAAUCCUGGAAGGUACGGACAAACAUGUGACCUGUAUUGUCCUACUAACUGCGCAAACGACGUCUGUGAUAGAGAAACUGGUUCAUGUUUCGAUUGUAAACCUGGAAAGCAUGGAGAGAUGUGUAACCUGGAUUGUUCUGUACUGUGUGAAGGCCUUUUUUGCGAGAAAGACACAGGAUUUUGUUCUGAAUGUAAAGACGGAAUGCAUGGAUACCGAUGUGACAAGCCAUGUGCUGCUGGUUGUAGCUCCAACAGAUGCAGGCGAUAUGACGGGACUUGUGGAGAAACAAAUACCGCUAAAGAUAACACCUGUACGGACAACAGGACAACUGUAGCUGUUCUAGCAGCUAUUACUUGUAUAUUUCUGGUAGCAGCUAUUGUCUCAUUUGUCUGCAUGCUGCGGUACGUCUAUCAAAACUCAAAACCAAUCCAUGAUUGUUAA
Ylistrum balloti is the source of this 984-nucleotide messenger RNA. RefSeq names its product scavenger receptor class F member 1-like. The record is from RefSeq and is a predicted model, not a curated record. The coding region runs from base 1 to 984 and encodes 327 amino acids. Gene Ontology annotation, molecular function: scavenger receptor activity. The transcript is spliced from 9 exons. Lineage: Eukaryota; Metazoa; Mollusca; Bivalvia; Pectinida; Pectinidae.